Molecule: messenger RNA, 4291 nt
Organism: Oncorhynchus mykiss (rainbow trout)
Lineage: Eukaryota; Metazoa; Chordata; Actinopteri; Salmoniformes; Salmonidae
Gene: ezh2
Product: enhancer of zeste 2 polycomb repressive complex 2 subunit
Biological process (GO): heterochromatin formation
Cellular component (GO): ESC/E(Z) complex; nucleus
Molecular function (GO): chromatin binding; protein binding; histone H3K27 methyltransferase activity
Source: RefSeq, a predicted model, not a curated record
GCGGCGGUGAUUGGCCCGUAUGUUUGGCGCUCGUUGAAGCUGCAGUGGCCCGAGUGGGCGGCGAAUGUGAGUGAAAGAGACGGAGAGAGACGUUUGAAUAGUUGCUGAGGCGGAAAUAUAGAAAUUGAGAAACUGUUCAGUAAAACAUAAUAUUUUACAAGAAGUUAAUUCCGCAUCAAACUAUCCGUGUUAUUUCCAUUGGGAAGUACAUACCAGAAAGAAGCGUAGCAAGCCGGUGUUCGCUAGCUAGAGGACGCGCGAGGUGAAUCGACUCCCCCUUUCUCUCGGUGCUAACGAGCUAGCCAACAAAACAUAGUAACGUUAGUAAUCCAAUCCCGAUCAACGAAAGAUUCUCGCUUGGUGCGUAUCGGAUAGAUCCCGAGUCACUUCAUUGAAUGAGGACUGACCCCCCUCUGCAGGUUGACCAUGGUGCUGACAGGGAAGCGGUCUGAGAAGGGACCAGUGUGUUGGAGGAGACGGGUGAAGUCUGAGUACAUGAGGCUACGCCAACUCAAACGUUUCAGACGGGCUGAUGAGGUCAAGAGUAUGUUUAACUCUAACCGUCAGAGGAUCCUGGAGCGGACAGACAUCCUGAACGCUGAGUGGAAGACCAGAAGGAUCCAGCCCGUUCACAUCAUGACAUCUGUUAGCUCCUUACGAGGGACCAGAGAGUGCACAGUGGACAGUGGUUUCUCUGAGUUCUCCAAACAGGUGAUACCUCUGAAGACGCUCAACGCUGUAGCCUCUGUCCCUGUCAUGUACUCCUGGUCCCCGCUACAGCAGAACUUCAUGGUAGAAGACGAAACGGUUCUCCACAACAUCCCUUACAUGGGAGACGAGAUUCUGGACCAAGACGGAACCUUCAUAGAAGAACUCAUCAAGAACUACGAUGGCAAAGUUCACGGAGACAGGGAGUGCGGCUUCAUCAACGAUGAGAUCUUUGUGGAGCUGGUGGGUGCCCUGACCCAGUACAGUGACAACGAUGAUGAGGAUGAUGAUGAAGAAGAGCAGGAGUUUAAGCUUGAGAAGAUGGAGCUCUGUGAGGCGAAGGACCACCUGGCCGAGGACCCCCGAAAGGAACCCCUGAUCAACACUGACAGCCAAGGCAGCAGUGACAGCUCUAAGAAGUUUCCGUCUGAUAAGAUCUUUGAAGCCAUCUCCUCAAUGUUCCCUGAUAAGGGCUCAACAGAGGAACUUCGAGAAAAGUACAAGGAGCUGACAGAGCCCCAGUUGCCUGGUGCGUUGCCUCCAGAGUGUACUCCUAACAUGGACGGUCCCAACGCUCGCUCCGUUCAGAGGGAACAGAGUCUACACUCCUUCCACACACUCUUCUGCCGACGCUGCUUCAAAUACGACUGCUUCCUGCACCGUGAGUCCUUCCAUGCGACUCCUAACACCUAUAAGCGUAAGAACAUGGAGAAUCUGGUAGACAGUAAACCCUGUGGUGACGAGUGCUACAUGUACCUGGUGAAGGAUGGAUUGGUGAGGGAGUAUCCUGACGGCAUGGCAACCGAGAGGUCCAAGACCCCUUCCAAACGCCCAGUGAGCCGUCGCCGGGGACGACCCAUCGGCAACAGCCGGCCUAGUACACCAACAGUCUCCACCGACACCAAAGACACGGACAGCGAGCAGGAGGGGAAAGACGACGACGAUAAUGAUAAUGAUGAUGAUGAUGAUGAUGAUGAUGAUGACAAGAAGGACGAGACCACCAGCAGUUCAGAGGGUAACUCACGGUGCCAGACUCCAGUGAAGUUGAAGCUGACGUGUGACCCUCAGGUUGUUGAUUGGAGCGGAGCCGAGGCUUCACUCUUUAGGGUUCUCAUCGGAACCUACUACGACAACUACUGCGCUAUAGCACGGCUCAUAGGAACCAAGACCUGCAGACAGGUAUAUGAGUUCAGAGUGAAGGAGUCUAGUAUCAUCGCUCGCGCUCCGGCCGAGGACGAAGACACGCCCCCUCGCAAGAAGAAGAGGAAACACAGGUUGUGGGCCACUCACUGCAGGAAGAUCCAACUGAAGAAAGAUGGUUCGUCCAACCACGUGUAUAACUACCAGCCAUGUGACCACCCCCGCCAGCCCUGUGACUCCUCCUGUCCCUGUGUCACUGCUCAGAACUUCUGUGAGAAGUUCUGCCAGUGCAGCUCAGAGUGUCAGAACCGUUUCCCAGGCUGCAGGUGUAAGGCCCAGUGUAACACUAAACAGUGUCCGUGUUACCUGGCGGUCAGAGAGUGUGACCCUGACCUGUGUCUGACCUGCGGAGCCGCUGAACACUGGGACAGCAAGAACGUCUCCUGUAAAAACUGCUCCAUACAGAGGGGAGCCAAGAAGCACCUGCUCCUAGCUCCGUCUGAUGUAGCAGGCUGGGGCAUCUUCAUCAAAGAGCCAGUUCAGAAGAAUGAGUUCAUCUCUGAGUACUGUGGGGAGAUAAUCUCCCAAGAUGAGGCGGAUCGCAGAGGGAAGGUCUACGACAAAUACAUGUGUAGCUUCCUCUUCAACCUCAACAACGAUUUUGUAGUGGAUGCUACUAGGAAAGGAAACAAGAUUCGUUUCGCCAACCAUUCCGUCCACCCCAACUGCUAUGCAAAAGUGAUGAUGGUGAAUGGGGACCACAGGAUAGGGAUCUUUGCUAAGAGAACCAUCCAGACUGGAGAAGAGCUCUUCUUUGACUACCGGUACAGUCAAGCAGAUGCUCUGAAGUACGUCGGCAUCGAGCGGGAAUCGGAGAUGCCAUGAUCCCCUCUUCUACCUCUAGAUCAAAGGCCUUACACACGCACGCACGCUCUUCUCUUCAGGAAACGCAAACGACUCAUUGUCGGAAUCCUGGGGUGCUUCAAGAAUUCUGGGAAGUUUAGACCUUUUUUUUCCCCACUUUGAAUAGUUUUUCUACCAACAAAUCUUCCUGUUCCGAGUUAUGUAGGACUCAUUGCUAUGGUCACUAGAACGGUCUUUCCUCCAUUUACAGCUAACUAACACAUAAACAGGUUUUAAUAAAUCCACUGCAGGGAUCUCUUUAGCUCUGUUACGCUUUUUAUACUUGAUCCAAAUCCAUGGACACAUUGACUCAAUCAUAACAAGUGGUUGUUGAACAUUUUACUUAGCCCCUGACCACCAGCUAGACUAAAUGCAGGUUAAAAACAUCUGACUGACUUUUCCCCCUCCACUAGCCAGUGUCCAAACCCCUUAGUCUCAGACCCACUCUUGAACGCCCGAACAUUGUUUUGAGACUAGCCUGAUAUCUGAGGUGACAGUGUACGAUGCAUGUUGACCAGCAGCACUACCUGUUUUUUUUUCUUUCCUCUGACUUCUGGUUUAUUCCUAAAACUAUAUUGUCUUUAAUUUCUUCAAGUUUUGAACAUUUGAUGACCAUUGACCACCUGAGGCAUGCUUUGAUACAAUCUCUAUUCUAGAUGGUGCUAACUAAGACGGUGUGAUGUUUUGUAAAUGCCCCCAGGUAUCCACUUCUGCUGUGCCUUGAAUCUCGUCGUUAGAACACUGAAUAGUCACUUGAUUAGACCCCUUAAGUGUUGAUUUAUUGAUAAAGAUGUAUCCUCAAUCUGGUUAAUGCAUGAUGAUGAAAGCUUCCAUGUUUGUAGUCCCGGGAAGACCUCACUGCUACUAUAAUCUAGUGAUGCCUGGUGCUUGUGAAUACUGCAGACUUGAACCAAUACAACCAGCCUUGAAUAAUGUUAAGUAAUGUUCACGUCUUCACCUGCAGUGGGACGAACUGCUCUGAUUUAUCUCCUGUUUUUACAACUAACUUUGUCAACUUUUACCAGCAACUGAAAGAGGGCUCUGUAAAGACCUACAGACAGAUCUAGAUGACUGACGGUUGUGUUUAGAUGGAAGUCAGGAGCCGAUCUCCUUUAAGUAGUUUGUUGCUAAUGUUAGUACAGGGUUGGGGAACUCUGGUUCUUGGGAGAUCCAUUGAUUCAAUGUCACAGCUUACACCAGGUCUGACUGGAAAACCAGCAGAUACAGCAGCUCGAGGACAAGUAUCUCACCCAUCUGUUUAGGAUGUAUACUUCCUGAGUUGUAGAGCCAGCUGGCGUCCAGUGGGAUUGGACAUUACAGAAUGUUCAUAGAAAUAUAGGCCUACUACAUAGAACAGUGGUGCUUCUGUCAUGGAAUAGGGAAACCGCUCUAUACAAAUUAUAUAUUGACUGUUGUGUAACGUUUCCUCCAGUUGUCUAGCCGGGACCACUACUGUCUGAUUUCCAAGGUGCUGAUUUUUACUGUCUUUACAGGGAGUAUUGUUCAAAGUGAUCCAGAAUAAAAUGAGAAAAUGAAGGUG